Molecule: messenger RNA, 2159 nt
Organism: Betta splendens (Siamese fighting fish)
Lineage: Eukaryota; Metazoa; Chordata; Actinopteri; Anabantiformes; Osphronemidae
Gene: gnrhr4
Product: gonadotropin releasing hormone receptor 4
Exons: 4
Coding region: 659-1831 (390 amino acids)
Biological process (GO): G protein-coupled receptor signaling pathway
Cellular component (GO): membrane
Molecular function (GO): gonadotropin-releasing hormone receptor activity; peptide binding
Source: RefSeq, a predicted model, not a curated record
CUCUCUUCUUAGUUUAAAUGAAGUAGAUGAAAAGCGAAUUCAGAAAAUAGUGUGAACGGUGGCAGUUAAUAACGGAGGCUGCUCCUAAAACCACGCACACGUCACGCACCACGUCUUCCUUCAGUCAUACAGUAUUUCUUGUCAUUAGGUCGGCGGCAGGCUGUUUAGGCAGUGUCACGUUCUACCUGGGGGGUUAUGGGGGAGUUUCAGCUGUCGGCUGACACCGUCCCGUGUCACUUUGCGCGUCAGCGCGGAGGAAAGAAGCGGCGAAUCAACAGCUGCAGUGUCUGCGGCAGAAACUCGCUGCGCGAGAAGCCCAUUAGCGCGUCCGGACGUCUCCGCUCCUAAUUGCAGUUUGAUCACGCAGGGGCCACGACCGUCUCCGGCUCAGAGCUUCACUGUAUGCGGUGGCGCCUGCUCUUUAAUUGACACCGCGUUUACGUGGGAGCUGUUUGGAGGAUGCGUAACCCUGUUCCAACACUGUCCCUCUUGUUCCCUGCGUAAAAAUGCAGCAACGGAGCAGUAAUGCGCGCGUCUCUCUCCCCCCUGUCGUCUCAGCGGCGCCGGAGAUGCGGGUGCGCACAUUCUAGGCGCACCCGGGAUAAUUGCGGGACUACGUGUGCGCGCUCCGCCCGUCAGGCUCCAAAAGGCGUUCGUUAUGUUCCACCAGCUGACGGAUCCGGCUGUGAAUGGCAGCUGCCAGGGACCCACCCCGGCGUGCAAUAAGAGCGCCGACGGAGACACGCUGCAGCUGCCCACGUUCUCCACGGCAGCCAAAGUGCGCGUGAUAAUCACCUUCAUUCUGUGCGCGGUGUCGGCGGUGUGCAACUUGGUUGUGCUGUGGGCGGCGGGCAACGGCGGCAAGCGCAAGUCUCACGUCAGGAUCCUGAUAAUGAACCUGACGGUUGCGGACCUGCUGGUGACUUUCAUCGUGAUGCCCGUGGACGCGGCGUGGAACAUCACGGUGCAGUGGCAGGCGGGCGACGUCGCCUGCAGGCUCCUGAUGUUCCUGAAGCUGGUGGCGAUGUACUCGUGCGCCUUCGUGACGGUGGUGAUCAGCUUGGACAGGCAGUCCGCCAUCCUCAACCCCCUGGGCAUCAGCGAGGCCAAACGGAAGAGUAAAAUCAUGCUGACGGUGGCCUGGACCAUGAGCGUGAUCCUCUCACUCCCGCAGAUGUUCAUAUUCCACAACGUGACCAUCACCGUCCCGGAGAACUUCACCCAGUGCACCACCCACGGCAGCUUCGAGCGGCGCUGGCAGGAGACCGUCUACAACAUGUUCACCUUCGCCUGCCUCUUCCUGCUGCCGCUCAUCAUCAUGAUCUUCUGCUACACGCGCAUCCUGGUGGAGAUCUCCAGCCGCAUGGCCCGGGGCCACCUGCUGUCCAGGGACGUUCACCUCCGCCGCUCCCACAACAACAUACCCAAAGCCCGGAUGAGGACCCUCAAGAUGAGCAUCGUCAUCGUGACGUCCUUCAUCGUCUGCUGGACGCCGUACUACCUGCUGGGCCUGUGGUACUGGCUGUUUCCCGAGAGGAUGGAGGAGACGGUGUCCCAUUCGCUGACGCACAUGCUGUUCAUCUUCGGCCUCUUCAACGCCUGCCUCGACCCCAUCACGUACGGCCUCUUCACCAUCCACCUCAACCAGGGCCUGAAGAGGUUCUGCCGGGGCUCCAACGCACAGUCCGAGCCCGAGAACAACACUUGUCUGGUGCACAUGACCCGCCUGUCGUCCCACAGGCGAACGGCGCCCAGCGCGGACCAGCAGGAGCGAAAGAGGAGCAGCACGAACAGCGGCUCGAGGCCAGUCAUCGCAGUGAGCAAAGUAUAAGGGGAGCUGUGCUCUGAGCCAUGACGGAGCCGCAUCUUUCACCGGAGACGAAAGCUGCUUCAGCGUUUUCUCAAGCGCCACAAUAAUCCUGUGCUCUUUUGUCUAAAAAGUGUUUUAUUUUUUGUCCGUUUGUGUAAUGAACGCUAAAGCGCGGCCCCGGUCUGUUCAUCCCACACUGUAUUUGUCAUGCCCGAUAUCUUGGACGCCGCUGAUCCGAAUGUGACGAAGCGCGGUGAUUGAGCUCAGUCGACGGUGGAGACGCAUGUGGGAGCGAGUGGCCGUCUUCUGUCUGUGAUGCACCGACCAGGCACGCACACACACACGCACA